Dentiscutata erythropus is the source of this 1386-nucleotide messenger RNA. Lineage: Eukaryota; Fungi; Glomeromycota; Glomeromycetes; Diversisporales; Gigasporaceae. The record is from the annotation of a GenBank genome assembly.
GAAAAAGAAAACAGCAGGGAAGAGGAGAUAUUAGGAGAGAGUAAUGUUGAGAAAAAAAAUAUCAGGAAAGAAGUGACAGAAAAAGAAAAGGGCAUGAUGUCCUCCACAAUAUCGUCCACAAACACUUCAUCAAACUUUAACGACAGUAUCAUUUUAGUUUUAGAAUCCACAAAUGACACAUUUUCCACCAAAAGAAUUUGUCUUUCUGACAACACACCGGUUAAAAUAGGCCGCAUAACGAAUAAAAAUACGCACCAAACCCAAACGAAUGGCUAUUUUGAUAGUCGAGUUCUUUCCAGAACUCACGCUGAGAUUUGGAAAGAUAAUGGAAAAGUUUUCGUAAGGGAUUUAAAGUCUAGUAAUGGCACUUUCGUUAAUGGGAAACGCAUUAGUGUUGAAGACAAAGAAGGCGAUCCUGUUGAGCUUAAAGAUUACGAUUUAUUGGAAUUUGGUAUCGAUAUAUACAACGAACAUGACCGUAAGCUCUUGUACAGAAAAAUUGCUGCGACAGUACAAAUUACUUCAUCGAGCAACGCGCGAUCAAGAAUAGGUGUGAUCAAGAAUGGCUCUUCCUGCAAACGCCGUUCUGGACUAACGCCUGGGGUUCACUCCCCUGAUGAUUCCAUAUAUGCAUCUUUAGAGUUCGAAUUACAUAACGCGCGUGAUGAGAGCCGCCAUUUAAUAGAGUUGAACAACGUACUGAAUGAUAUAGGAAAUACAUUGGGUAAUAGGAAUAAUAGGGAUAAAUCGGAUGAGAACGUUGUAAUUCAUCCCGAUUUUAAAGAACUGCAAACAAAAUUUCGUGCACAAUUUUUAAAUUGUGAUUCUGAAAAGGACGCAGUGGUUGCAGAACUUAAUAGGAAACUUGAACAUGAAAUUUGUCUUCGUAACGAGUACAAGGAAAAAUCCCAAAUGUACGAGAAGAAAAUUGAGCAGCUUGAAGAAAAUUUAAAGGCAACAUCGCCAAAAAAUCUAGAAUCGGAUUCUAAACUAAUUGAAGAAUUAAAGGUACAAGUUCAGAUGCUUUCACAGCAAUUAGAAUCUUCUCAAAGUCAGAUAAAAGAUGCAAAUAUAUCGCAUUCUAAUGAUGAUAAUUUACAGAAUCAACUAAAUGAACUGGUCUCAAAAUUUGAAAGUUUGCGACUUUUGCACGUUUCUGAAGUGGAUGAAUUAAAAUAUAAAAUUCAAGAAGUGAAUACUGAAUUGGAAAAUACUAGUAGAGAACUCAAUGACUUACAAGACCUUUAUUCUUCUGUUACUGAAAAGUAUGAAAAACGAUCCUCACAAGCCGUUAUCCAUCAGAAGCAAAAAACUACGGUAAAAGAAUCUGAAUGGACUAAAGAAAGGGAUUCUUUACUUCUCAUGGAGGUAAAUUGUAGAAUUUAA